AUGCCAAAUUAUCUCGAUCCCCACGAGAAUCAAAACAAAGGCGAAGCCCAUUUCGCAACACCUGUUUUUCUCGAAGAAGAUGAGAUAGUUGCAGAAAAGCUGUAUGAUGAUCGCGAGCCACUAGGUUCUUCCUUUCCCCUCCUCUUCUUCUUUCUCUUCCUCUUCCGACGCUCUUCGCCGGAAGAAGAAGCGCUUGCAUCCGACGAAGAAGACGGCACCAUGUCGUACUUCGGCGGCCGUUUAUCGGCAUUAAGCUCUUCAUCUUUAUCUUCCUCUUCUUCUUCUUGCUGUUCGACAUCCGGGAGAUUGUACUUGGCGACGGCGUCGUUUAUGACGGAGAGGCGCCGCGGCGGUUCUAUUGGGGUCCCCGGGGAGAGCUUGCGGCGGUUGGCGGUGUACGUAAGCCGGGAAGAGCGAGGUCGUCUCGGUGGGUCGGCACUUGAAAAGCUACAAACCCGUUGGAAAAUCAACUCGCAAGUUAAAGGGCAGAGGUCAGAGCUCAAUGAAAUCUUCCCUGACCAAAAGGGUAGCUCUCGAGUUUUGAAAAAAUUAUCGAGAAAUCGUUGGGAUGUAUUCAGGAUGAUAUUGGUUCGUAAGGAUAUUGUAACCACGGAUGUUUUAAAGCCUCUGAAGCUGAGGGCCUUCUCUUUGGGUUGA
This is a messenger RNA of Striga asiatica, 657 nucleotides long. The record is from the annotation of a GenBank genome assembly. NCBI's taxonomy places the organism in Eukaryota, Viridiplantae, Streptophyta, Magnoliopsida, Lamiales, Orobanchaceae.